UUUUUGCCACCUUUCCUGUUGGCCGAAACCCUGGUUGUUCUUGUGGCGUGGAAGCAUACCUAGCUUCUGUUGUUUGUCCAUAGCCCACCGCCGAACGCAUGUGUGUUGCGGGUGGUAGGCUCCAGAUAUCAACUAUGAGAUGCACAGCCAAUUUGACAACAGCUUCAGAGUCGCACAGAUCCAAUCUCGCGAUCGAUCGAUCGACCGACCGACCGACCGACGCCGCCGGACGUAGUGCCAAGACAACGACUUCUUCUACGAUAUCUUACAAUAGCGCUUCCAACCGAUCUCAAUAUUAAGAGCCUCACCUACACGUAUGCUGAUCUCCGCAGGAAUUGGUUCUAUCUGGAUCGACUCCUCGAUCGCAUGGCGCCCGUCUUCUCGAUCGACGACCCAACCCCACGUAUUAGAGAGCUCGGGGGGCUUACUGUUCUCCCGAAUGAGCUCCUCCUUAACAUUCUUGAAAUUGUUUCAAUCAUCGAUCUGAUGCGAUUUCGGCGCUGCAACAGGUGCUCGAGCUAUUUCGUCAACACGAUUCCACCGUUACGUAUGGCUCUCCGCAUCGCGCCGAACACGAUGAAGGGAAUUUUGGCAUUGGAGGUCUCUACACAUAUUCUACCAGAGGGAAUGUGAUGGAUGCGGAAGGCCGACGCAAUGCAUCUACUUACCAACCUGCCUACGAGCUUGCGUUCUCUAUAUACACCCUUACUACGGCACAUAUCUCACUGAACAACUUCGAAGGCAGAGCAAGGUGUAUUCUGCUUAACUUGUGUGGGCACGCUGAACGAAGACCGGCUUUACAUUAAAGAUGCGUUUUAGAGCACCUUGGAGACUGUCGCGUUGGGUCAAAUUCGACAUGGAGGAUAAUUAGACGGAAUGCUCAUCUCUGGGUAUGUGAGGAUGGUGAGUAGGGCGAGGAGUAGUAGCUUCUGAUUGGUUCAACUCGCGCGUUGAUAGGUUUUCCUUAGUGGACCGUACUGUAGCAAAGUAGUGCUUAACGGAUGGGUG
Molecule: messenger RNA, 1008 nt
Organism: Trematosphaeria pertusa
Lineage: Eukaryota; Fungi; Ascomycota; Dothideomycetes; Pleosporales; Trematosphaeriaceae
Exons: 3
Coding region: 367-633 (88 amino acids)
Molecular function (GO): protein binding
Source: RefSeq, a predicted model, not a curated record